AUACGGCAUACCUGUCAUUCGCAAUUGCACAUUCAACAUUGUGAUUUUAGGUUUUUGUCACUUGUGAUUUUUCUAAAAACGCUUAUUCGAGAUAUCAAAAAACCCAGUAAUUAAUCCGUAAAGUUUUUAAUUCUGCCAAGUAAAAUGUCGGAUUGGGAUACAGUAACAAUUCUUCGUAAAAAGCCACCGAAGGCAUCUGCUCUAAAGACUGAACAAGCUGUAAAUGCAGCACGCCGUCAAGGAAUUCCUGUAGACACUCAACAAAAAUAUGGUGCAGGAACUAAUAAACAACAUGGUACUACAAAGAAUACAGCAAAACUAGACAGAGAAACUGAAGAAUUGCGUCAUGAUACAAUUCCGCUGGAUCUUGGCAAAUUGAUAAUGCAAGGACGACAAGCAAAAGGUAUGAGUCAAAAAGAUUUAGCCACAAAAAUUUGUGAGAAACCACAAAUUGUCAAUGACUACGAAGCAGGUCGCGGGAUUCCAAACAAUAUUGUACUCGGUAAAAUUGAACGAGCGAUUGGAAUAAAACUUCGCGGAAAAGAAAGAGGCCAACCGCUACAGCCUCCUGGAGUAAAAAAAUAGCGGGAUCUCUGGGAGAGAAGACCAUUACUCCGAAUACUUAAUUGCAUAAUUUUCUCAUUUGUGCUGUUGAAUGUUAUAAAAUAUGUAUAGUUCAUAAAGUUGUAAAAAAAUGUAAGCAUUUAUUAUUUUGAUUCUGGAAUAUUCUUUAAACUUCAUGUGUUACCAUCGUGAAUAUGUUUUGGAAAUAUAGUGAGUGAUUGCAAAAUGUUAAUUUAUUAUGCAAUAAUAAAACUCUUUAUUCUC
Molecule: messenger RNA, 828 nt
Organism: Colias croceus (clouded yellow)
Lineage: Eukaryota; Metazoa; Arthropoda; Insecta; Lepidoptera; Pieridae
Gene: mbf1
Product: endothelial differentiation-related factor 1 homolog
Exons: 1
Coding region: 145-585 (146 amino acids)
Cellular component (GO): nucleus
Molecular function (GO): DNA binding
Source: RefSeq, a predicted model, not a curated record